Dermacentor silvarum is the source of this 668-nucleotide messenger RNA. RefSeq lists its product as uncharacterized. Lineage: Eukaryota; Metazoa; Arthropoda; Arachnida; Ixodida; Ixodidae. The record is from RefSeq and is a predicted model, not a curated record. The transcript is spliced from 7 exons. Bases 29 to 553 code for a protein of 174 amino acids.
CAGUAAAUUCAACAUAAUUGUCAACAAAAUGAAUGUACGUUUCAAGACACUUAUUUUUAUUCUGACUAACUUCACAUUAUGCGAUUCUCGUUCAUACCCCAACUUUCGAUCAGAUUGCGGCAGGGAUGAGUUUGUGGAUUAUUGCAGCAAUGGAUACAAGAACGAAUUCCUUUGUCCGGAAGUACAACGUUCCCCAUGCAAAAAUGGAGAGAAGAUAUGCCGCUGUAGCCAUGCUUAUUACCGGAAGAAAGAUAAUGAAUGCGUCCUAAGAAGCCAGUGUGUUCCUCUCACACUGGGUGGAAAUAUAUUUGAAUCCAAUGCCACCUUAUAUCUAUUUGGAAUGUCAUGUGAGCUUAGUUUUGGCUCGAUGAUCAAAUGUAUGAAUUCCACAUUCACUGGGGAACACUCUGGUAUAAAAUCACGACGUGUUUCUUACAAGCAAGCUGUGAUUAAAGAUGAUUCUAUAACAUGGAAUAAUCGCCAUUUUGAAAUGAAGUUAACGGAAGAUAACUUCACUACGCAGCUCGUUUUCCAAGACAUUCCGAAGGCAUGAACGCAAUAUUUCGUUUCUUUACAGAAGGUAGUGCGCCAUCUAAAUUGCCGGCAUUAUUCGGAUUUUCGUUUUCAAAAGAUAACUGUUUCAUCAUAGGACAUCAAUUUAAAAUCCG